GAGAGCCGUAUCGACUUUUGGUUGGUACAGAAUAUGUUGUUGGACGCAAGAGCUGUGCAAUUUUAAUUCAGAAUGAUCAAUCAAUCAGUAGAAAUCAUGCAGUACUGAUGGUCAGUCCUCCUGAAUCUAACGUUAGUCAAUCAGUUACAGUCCCUGUUUUGACAGUAAAAGAUACUUCUAAAUAUGGUACCUUUGUUAAUGGAGAAAAAUUAUUGAGUGAAACUUCAAAAACUUUAAAGUCAGGUGACAGAGUCAAUUUUGGAGUCUUCGAAAGCAAGUUUAGAAUAGAAUAUGAACCUUUGAUUGUCUGCUCCUCCUGUUUAGACGUCUCUGGAAAAACUGCUUUAAACCAAGCCAUUCUGCAGCUUGGAGGCCUUGUAGUGAAUGAAUGGACAGAAAAAUGCACUCACCUGGCUAUGGUAUCAGUGAAAGUUACUGUGAAGACUAUAUGCGCUCUGAUUUGUGGUCGACCAAUUAUAAAGCCAGACUACUUUGUUGAAUUCAUCAAAUCUGUUCAGGCCAAGCAACAGCUGCCAACACUAGAAAGCUUUUAUCCUCCAGUUGAUGAGCCCUCUAUUGGCACUGAAAAAGUGGAUCUGUCUAUGCGUCAUGAAAGAAAAACAAUCUUUAGAGGGAAAACCUUUAUGUUCCUAAAUGCUAAGCAGCACAAGAAACUGAGUCCAUCUGUUAUUCUUGGAGGGGGAGAAGCAAAACUUAUGACAGAAGAGAGAAAAGACAUUUCUUUACUGGUAGCUCCUAAUGUUUGUGUCAUUGAUGUAGGAUUAACAGACUCUCAGGCCCUAGCAUCUGAGUCUGCAGGAAAUUGGAUUCAUUCUGUUAUGACAGUGCUACAAAGCAAGGAUCUCAGGCCUAUUCCAGAAGCAGAGAUCGGAUUAGCAGUUAUCUUUGGGUCCACAGAAAGAUAUUGUAAUCCUCAAAAACAAACUGUGACAGUUAUAAAGCCAGCUACUCCUGCAGCAAACCUUCCCAGAUCCUCCAUUUCUCAAAGUUUGAUAGUAGAGGAAACAGUGCCUACUGCUACAAAUAAUGACUCUGUAUACGUAGCUGAUACAGAACCAGAAGAACUGACAGACUCACGCAUGGAGAUGGAUAAAACACAAAUGAACAGAAAAGGCCAAACAAAUGUACUGGAUAUAGCUACUGUAAAAGAGACUCCCAACACAAGUGGCAAUGCAAAUAUGGGGGUUUUAUUCUCCAGGAUUGAUAAAAUACCCAAGUUUGACCAAAAAAGCUUGUCACUCGCACCUUUCAGAACUUCAGAAGUUGGUAAAAAUAGAGAUCAAGCAUCACAGCAACAGCUGAACUCAAUAAAAAAUUACUUCCAGCCAGCUACAAAGAAAAGGGAAAGGAAGGAAGAAGAGGAAGAAGUUUCUUCUGUGCCUAAACUGGCAAAGUUGGAAGACAUGUCACUGCCUUCUUCCAGUCAUACCCAACCCAUAACUUCCUCAACAUGGAAAAGUAAAAUAGAACAGCCUCAAAAAGAGCAAUAUACCCUAGACCCAAAAACAAAUCUUUUACUUACAGAAACGGGUAUAAAGUGUGCAACAGAAAGUAGAAAAUCAGAGAGUGAUAAAAUUGCUGCUAAAAAUAUUUCCAGUACAAAGCCUGUAUCAAAUAAGAGAAAAGAACAAGAUGACUUAAUAGAAAAUACGGAUACCCUAGAGUUUGUGUUUGGGAGUAAACAUCUAGAUUGGGAAGAUAACACGGAGGAUCCUGGUGUUGAGCCUCAAGCCAACACACAGAAAAAAAGGCGGCUGGAAACUGAUGAGAACAGAAUUGAAAAAGAAAAUGUAACAAGAAAUGAAGGCAGUAGAAUAUUGAGCCCUGACAAACUUCAUGAUGAUUCUCACAGUUUGCCCAGCAAACUCCUGUUGACUGAGUUUAGAUCACUGGUUGUCAGUCAUCCAAAACCAAAUGCUCAAAUCACUGCAAAAAACAAUUAUGGGGAACUGAAAAACUACAAGAAAUUCAAAAAGGUAGCUUAUCCUGGAGUAGGACAGCUUCCACACAUUAUUGGAGGAUCUGAUCUUAUAGCUCAUAAUGCCAAAAGGAAUUCAGAGUUAGAAGAAUGGUUAAGGCAGGAAAUGGAGGAACAGAAUCGGCAUGAAAAAGAGGAAUCACUUGCAGAUGAUCUCUUUCGAUAUGAUCCUCAUGUGAAAAGGAGAAGAUAAGCUUGAGUUCAUGAUGAAUCCACAGCAAAAUAUGUUUUGCCGCCACUUACCAAUAUGUUUACUGGCUACCAUUUGUCAUAUGUAUGGAGAGUUUAAACUACAUAUUGUGAAACUUGUUUUUAAGCCCUGCUUUUAUUAAAAAACAGAUAAAAAUAAGUUUCAUUGUUCAGUGCUUAUGAUUUCUGGACUUCUGGGUUCAAGAACUUAAAAUCCCUUUGCUUUAGAGCAAUGUUCUUUAAACCAUCCUGGAUAUUUUAGGUUUCACUUCAAGUUGUUACUUUCCAAUUGCACAGCAACAGGUGUUAGUUACAGUUUAUUUUGAAAAAAGAAAUUAUUGGUAAUUCAUCUGACUCCAUUUUAAAAACAGCCAACUUGAUUUGUUUAGCCCUGUACUGUAGUGAUUACUUGCCCUGCGAUAGGCUUGUGUGAAUGGUGUAUAAAUAAAG
Gavialis gangeticus (Gharial) is the source of this 2638-nucleotide messenger RNA. RefSeq names its product nibrin (gene NBN). NCBI's taxonomy places the organism in Eukaryota, Metazoa, Chordata, Crocodylia, Gavialidae. The coding region runs from base 108 to 2192 and encodes 694 amino acids. Gene Ontology annotation, biological process: mitotic G2 DNA damage checkpoint signaling; double-strand break repair via homologous recombination; telomere maintenance. The record is from RefSeq and is a predicted model, not a curated record. Gene Ontology annotation, cellular component: Mre11 complex; nucleus. The transcript is spliced from 15 exons. Gene Ontology annotation, molecular function: protein binding; damaged DNA binding.